Laetiporus sulphureus 93-53 is the source of this 753-nucleotide messenger RNA. RefSeq lists its product as uncharacterized. Gene Ontology annotation, cellular component: nucleus. Bases 1 to 753 code for a protein of 250 amino acids. Gene Ontology annotation, molecular function: mRNA binding. The record is from RefSeq and is a predicted model, not a curated record. The transcript has 4 exons. Gene Ontology annotation, biological process: mRNA export from nucleus. NCBI's taxonomy places the organism in Eukaryota, Fungi, Basidiomycota, Agaricomycetes, Polyporales, Laetiporaceae.
AUGCAGGUCCACUCUGCUCGCCUACACUCGUAUCACAACGCAAAGAGCCAAAUGCUCGGAAACAAGGCAGGACAUGCGCCUCCCGCAUGGCGCACGGCGCCUGUUCCCGGUAUAGUGGGAGGGCCAGGGAAGCGCCCCGCUCCGCCUCCCGAGAAGGGCAGCAAGAUCCUGCUGAGCAACCUACCGCCGGACGUGGGGGACAGCGAAGUUGAGAUGCUCUUCACGAAGACGGUGGGCCCGGUCAGAGACACGUUCAUCGUGUACAACUCGCAGGGACACUCGAAGGGCAUGGCCGUCGUCACGUUCAAGCGCUCAUCCGACGCGGCAAUUGCGCGUGCCAAGUACCACCAAAAGAUCGUCGACGGGCGUCGUCCGAUCAAGAUCGAAAUUAUUAGGGACGACGAUGACGUCCCACAGCCGUCAAAGCCUCCAUCGCUUCUCGAACGCCUCAGCCUGGCAUUACCACCGCAAGUGCAUGUGCAAGCAGCGAGGCCCUUCCCACCAGCAGGAGUUGUAGUGAAACAACCCGCGUAUGCAGUAAAACAACCCGCGUAUGCAGUGAAACAACCCGCGUACGCAGUAAAACAACCCGCACAACAAAGAAAAUUACCAGCCCGGCCAGCUGCGAACCGGCCUGUCGCAAUGAACAUCAAGGCACGCGUGCGUCAGAAGAAGGGCCCGAGGCGCAUCAAGAAGACCGUCGCGCAGCUCGAUCAGGAGAUGGAGGAGUACCGAGCGAGGGCGGAAACAUAA